UGGUCAGAAAGCCACUGACACAAAGUGGGAGGUUCCCGGAAAAAUCACUAACCGGAAAGGAAGGCCAGGGCCCAAGAAGAAGAAGAAGAAGACAGCCGCUGCCGAUGUGAUCAGCGAAAGAAGAAAAAGUACUCUCCCACCGGUGAGGUCUCCUCUUCCUCUGGUUCAUUCUCUGCCUGGCCUGCGCUGCCCCGGCUCAGCUCAGCCUCGCCAAGCCUUUCUCAGCCCGUACACCCAGCGUCAGCCUUGAGUCGCCCGGACCCCCAGCCUCUUCUCUCGGCUUCCUCUCGUCUCCCAGCUCUUAACACAGCGCCAUGGCAGGGCGAGGCGGAACAGCACGGACCAACGGCACCGCGGCAAGCAGCAAGAUCUGCCAGUUCAAGCUAGUGCUGUUGGGAGAGUCAGCGGUGGGCAAAUCCAGCUUGGUGCUGCGCUUCGUCAAGGGCCAGUUCCAGGAGUACCAGGAGAGCACCAUCGGAGCUGCCUUCCUCACACAGACGGUAUGUUUGGAUGACACAACAGUCAAGUUUGAGAUCUGGGACACUGCAGGACAGGAACGGUAUCACAGCCUGGCGCCCAUGUACUACAGGGGAGCCCAGGCCGCCAUCGUGGUCUACGACAUCACCAACACAGAUACAUUCACACGUGCAAAGAACUGGGUGAAGGAGCUCCAGCGACAAGCCAGCCCAAACAUUGUUAUUGCACUGGCAGGGAACAAAGCAGACCUGGCCAACAAGAGAGCUGUAGACUUCCAGGAAGCACAGGCAUAUGCAGAUGAUAACAGUUUGCUCUUCAUGGAGACCUCCGCCAAGACUGCUAUGAACGUCAAUGAGAUUUUUAUGGCUAUAGCCAAGAAGCUUCCCAAGAACGAGCCCCAGGGUGGCCCAAGCGCUGGCGGACGGGCCAGAGGCGGCGUGGACCUGCAGGAAGCUACACCACAGGGCAGGAGCGGCCAGUGCUGUGGGGGUGGGAACUAACUAACACACUGAGUCAGUCGAUCCAGCCAACCUACAGUAUCGAGCAACCAGACCAGAUAUCAGCCAGCUGUCAAACACAUCCCACUGGUCGAACCACGCCACGGUCAGACCAGCUACCCUUUGAGCAACACAGCACCAAUCAACUGUUUGGCAAACCAGUCCACUGGCCAGUAAACUGCCAGAUCCCACCGACGAUCAGUUGAAACAACUGACACCAACCAACAGACAAAAGAAAUUAACCAACAGGCUUAUUUACAGAAACAUGUUUUAACCCCAGGACAUGCCGACCCAUGACCUCUCAAUUGACGAUGGACAUUUGACGUCACCCCAGGGAAAACAAAAAGGUCCCAGUGAUGGAAGAAAGGAGAAAAAAAAAAAAAAAAGAUCAAUCAGUACCAUUCACACUUCACAGAGCCAUCCGCUCACCUUGUAUCUCUGUUGAGGAAAAAAAAAAAAAUCAAAUGCAACCUGGAGGAAUGUAAAACAGGCUUGUUGGCCCUCGCCUCUCUCCUAGCCCCUCUUUUC
This is a messenger RNA of Myripristis murdjan (pinecone soldierfish), 1502 nucleotides long. It is a transcript of the gene rab5c, whose product is annotated as RAB5C, member RAS oncogene family. Gene Ontology annotation, molecular function: GTPase activity; GTP binding. NCBI's taxonomy places the organism in Eukaryota, Metazoa, Chordata, Actinopteri, Holocentriformes, Holocentridae. The transcript has 6 exons. The record is from RefSeq and is a predicted model, not a curated record. The coding region runs from base 315 to 977 and encodes 220 amino acids.